This is a messenger RNA of Leucoraja erinaceus (little skate), 2817 nucleotides long. It is a transcript of the gene fam91a1, whose product is annotated as family with sequence similarity 91 member A1. Gene Ontology annotation, biological process: intracellular protein transport. The coding region runs from base 161 to 2665 and encodes 834 amino acids. Gene Ontology annotation, cellular component: trans-Golgi network; cytoplasmic vesicle. NCBI's taxonomy places the organism in Eukaryota, Metazoa, Chordata, Chondrichthyes, Rajiformes, Rajidae. The transcript has 24 exons. The record is from RefSeq and is a predicted model, not a curated record.
CGUCGUGGUGCCGGUGAGCGGAGGGGCCGGGCCGGGCGGGGACGGGACGGGCAGCGCAGCGCAACACCGCGCCCUGUGGAUUACAGCGCCAGUAAUUACCGCCAUGGAUUGACGAGCGCUCGGAGGAUCAGGGGCGGGGGCAGCGAUCGGGCCGCUCGCCAUGAAUAUCGACGUGGAGUUUCACAUCCGCCAGAACUACCCGUGGGCCAAGCUACCGGGCAACGUCAAGCAGAGUCUCGGGAACUCUCAGCGCGAGUAUGAGAAACAGGUUCUGCUUUAUAGCAUCCGCAAUCAGCUGCGAUAUAGAACUAAUUUGGUUAGAUGCAUCAAGAAAGAUGAACGCAAAUACUAUGAAGAGCUAUUUAAGUAUAGCAGAGAACAUCUCAUGUUGUAUCCAUACCAUUUAUCUGACAUCAUGGUGAAGGGAUUGCGGGUCACACCCUUUUCCUAUUAUAUAGGAAUUAUGGAGGAUAUCAUGAAUAGUGAAAAAAGUUAUGAUUCGUUACCUAACUUCACAGCUGCUGAUUGUCUUAGGCUUCUGGGAAUUGGAAGGAACCAGUAUAUUGACCUUAUGAAUCAAUGUAGAUCAUCUAAAAAAUUUUUCAGGAGGAAAACUGCUCGUGACUUGCUGCCAGUGAAGCCUGUAGAGAUUACUAUUGAGCCAUGGUGGGUGGUUCAGGCUGGUUUUAUCACAGAAGAUGAUAUCAAGCUUUGUUCUGGGCCUGAAAAGAGUUCUAUUGAUAAAAUUAUUGAUUCGGGACCUCAGUUGGUUGGAGUAUUGGAACACAAUGUGGUUCUUGGUUUGUAUAACAAAGGCUUCAUUUACCUUGAUGUACCAAUAUCUGAUGACAGCUGUAUUGCAGUUCCACCAUUGGAAGGUUUUGUGAUGAACAGGGUGCAAGGUGAUUACUUUGAAACGCUUCUCUACAAGAUUUUUGUUUCUAUCGAUGAACAAACCAAUGUUGCAGAGUUGGCAAAUGUGUUGGAGAUAGAUCUAUCCCUUGUGAAGAAUGCAGUGUCAGUAUACUGUCGGUUGGGCUUUGCACAUCGAAAAGGACAAGUGAUAAAUGCCGAUCAGCUUCACCCAACAUGGAGGAAUGUUCCAUCAAUCAACAGAUUAAAAUGUGCAAUGGAUCCACAGAAGAUGCUGCUGUCAUGGGAUGGGAUGGAAAAUCGGAGUCCUGUGCAUGAUACAACAACAACAACAGAGACAGAUGCAACUAGUCAGGAUGAUGUGGCUGACUCUGCCAGUGUGAAUAGUUUAAACUUGCCCAGUGGACACACAAAAAGAAUUGCAUUCCUGUUUGACUCAACCCUCACAGCGUUUUUAAUGAUGGGAAAUCUUUCACCGAACCUAAAGAGCCACGCUGUGACUAUGUUUGAAGUUGGAAAGUUAUCAGAUGAGUCUCUGGACAGUUUCCUAGUAGAACUUGAAAAGGUUCAGAACACUGGUGAGGGCGAGGCACAGAGAUACUUUGAUCAUGCACUAACUUUGAGAAACACUAUUCUCUUUCUACGACAUAAUAAGGACCUGGUUACGGAUGAUGAACAGCCAAGCAAUGGUUUUCCACUGGAUCUGUUACGUUGUGAAAGUUUGUUGGGAUUGGACCCUGCCACCUGCAGCAGAGUCCUAAACAAGAAUUACACUCUGUUGGUCUCCAUGGCUCCACUCAGCAAUGAAAUCCGACCAAUAAGCAGCUGCACACCACAGCACAUAGGGCCAGCCAUCCCAGAAGUUAGUUCAAUCUGGUUUAAACUCUACAUCUACCAUAUUACUGGACAAGGACCUCCAUCAUUAUUACUUACGAAAGGAUCAAGGCUUAGAAAACUUCCUGACGUUUUACAGGGAUAUGACCGGUUACUUAUAACUUCUUGGGGACACGAUCCUGGUGUUGUUCCUACUUCAAACGUGCUCAGCAUGCUGAAUGAUGCCCUCACACAUUCUGCUGUAUUAAUACAGGGUUAUGGUAUCCAUGGUGAUGGAGAAACUACGUACAUUCCAUUUCCCUUCGAUGAAGUGGAGAUAAAUGGAGAAUUUUCCCGGAGUAAUAUGUGCUCACACAGAGCUUUGAAAGUGUUGAGGGAAAAAGUGGAUCUGGAACAUUUCUGUGGGUUUGUGAACAUGGUGAACCCUCGAGCUUGCCGCUAUAAUGGCAGACGAUCCAGUGAGGACCUGGAUGAGAAAGAAGAAUUUGAAUCCCCAUCUGGCUCUGUUCAAGGCAGCACAGAAUCAUUUGAGUUAGUGGCAGAUGAGCCCGUGGCUGAUUCUGGAACCAAAAGAACUGGUGAAGUUUCCACUGUGGAGCAGGAUUGGAUUCCUCUGGAGGUCUGCUUCGGGAUCCCGCUCUUUGUUUCAGAACUGAACAGACAUGUUUGUAGGAAGAUUGCGGCGCAUGGAUUGUGUGGGAAGGAGAACCUUCUGAAACUUUUGCAUUCCAGUAGAAAGCUAUCUCUGCAAGUCCUCAGCUUUGUACAGUCAUUCCAGGAAACCAGCGACUCGGAUAGUGGUGUAACAAAUUUAUUUCCCUACACAUCGUCCAUUGAUGCAGGAGUUCCUCUUCCAGCUAAGAGCCUGAUCUUCAAAGAUGGAGUCUUGUCUGAAUGGGUUGGACGUUCUCACUUACCUGUACAUAUUGCAAGAUUGCACAAGGAGCAAACUAAUUGAACUCAUUUCUAUUGUUAUGAUACUGCACACCUCGAUAAGAAAGUUUGUUUCAUUUCUUCUAUACUUGGCUUUUCACUUCUUCCUUUCUAACAGUUCUCUCUUUUCUCUCUCCCACUCAUCUCUCCCCCUCUUUUCUCUCCCUUUCCAUUUUU